Punica granatum (pomegranate) is the source of this 1323-nucleotide messenger RNA. NCBI's taxonomy places the organism in Eukaryota, Viridiplantae, Streptophyta, Magnoliopsida, Myrtales, Lythraceae. The record is from RefSeq and is a predicted model, not a curated record.
UAAAGUGCCUAUUAGUUUAGGCCAAUAAAAAAAAAUUGCCCAUUAGUUCUCUAUCUUAAAGCCAUGGCAAUGGCAGGCGGCGAGAGCGAGGUUUAUGGCCUAAUCAAGGUCUGGGCCUCCGUCUUCUCCGCCCUCACUUACUGCUGCGCCCUUGGGAAGCUGACGCGGCCGGGCGCCGGUCGCCUAGUCUUUGUCCUCCCCAUUGUCGGCCUCUUCCUCCUCCUGCCCCUCCACCUCUCGUCAGUACACCUCUGCGGCAGCACCGCCUUCUUCAUCGCGUGGCUCGCCAACUUCAAGCUCCUCAUGUUCGCCUUGGGAAAGGGCCCCUUGGCCUCCUCUAACCCUCCACUCUCCCUCCCCAACUUCAUCGCCGUCGCCAGCCUGCCCAUCAAAAUCCAACCCAACCCGCCUCAGGAUGGGGGUCAAAAGGCCGGCGCCACCAAGGAUCCCCAGAAGGGCCACAAGUCGGUCUUCAACUACGGGAUUAAGCUGCUGCUGCUGGGGAUUAUGCUCCGGGUGUACGAUUACAGCGACCACUUGCCACAGGUGGUGCUGUGGUUCAUCUAUGGCUUUCACAUCUACUUCUGCCUGGAGAUUAUCCUGGCAGGGGCGGCGGUGUUGGCGCGGGCCGCACUAGGGAUGGAGCUGGAGCCGCAGUUCAAUGAGCCGUACCUCUCUACGUCCCUCCAGGACUUCUGGGGCCGCCGCUGGAAUAUCAUGGUCACGAGCAUCCUCCGGCCCACUGUUUACGAGCCCGUGCUCUCCUUCUCCACUCGACUCAUCAGCCGCAGGUAUGCUCCGCUACCAGCGGUGUUCAGCACGUUUGUGGUGUCAGCGAUCAUGCACGAGCUGAUAUUCUACUACCUAGGACGCAUAAGGCCGACGUGGGAGAUCACCGGUUUCUUCCUCUUUCACGGCAUGUGCCUCAUGGGGGAGAUUGCCAUCAAGAAACAGCUAAGGCUGAGCCGGGGGCUCCCGAGGCCACUGGCGGCGUUCCUGACGUUCAGCUUCGUCAUGGUCACUGCUUUCUGGCUGUUCCUGCCACCAUUACUCCGAUGCAGAGCCGACAUCAGGGCAUUUGAGGAGUACUCGGCCAUUGGGGAGUUCGCGAAGGACGUCCUGAGUCAUAUGUCCGUCUCGAAGGCUUUCAAUACAUCGAGAUAAUGAGGAAGCUCAUUUUUUUUUUUUACUAUGGAAAAAUAUUAGGACAAAGUAGAUAAUUGUCACACACAGGAUUCUUCGAUUAGGAAUCAGUCUCAAAUGGUGGACUUCAAUUAUUUAUAAUUCAUGGAUUUAAAAUACACUAUAAGUACUUUGUGGUCA